This is a messenger RNA of Schistosoma haematobium, 1890 nucleotides long. Its product is annotated as Methionine aminopeptidase 2. Gene Ontology annotation, molecular function: metalloaminopeptidase activity. Bases 75 to 1163 code for a protein of 362 amino acids. NCBI's taxonomy places the organism in Eukaryota, Metazoa, Platyhelminthes, Trematoda, Strigeidida, Schistosomatidae. Gene Ontology annotation, biological process: proteolysis. The transcript has 8 exons. The record is from RefSeq and is a predicted model, not a curated record.
ACUUUGAAACUAUGAGCGUGAUUUCGGUUACUUGCGUUACCAGCGAUACUGUUUUGUGAUCUUGCAGACAAACCAUGGAGUGCACUUCAGAACCAGAUAAAGAAUCAGAAAAAAGUUUGGAUGAAGUAUGCCAAAAAAUGGAUAAACUGUCAGAAUUAAAUGGGGAUUCGCCCGUAAAAUUAGUAACGAAAAAGAAGAAGAAACAUAAAAAGAAGACUGGAAAAUGCACAAAUGGUGACGAUUCGACCCUGAUGAAAGAAAAUGAGACGGGAGACACUUCAGUUAACUGUCGUGAAAACAUGUCCUCUGCUGUGAAAACGUCAAACAAGAAGUCUAAAUCGGAAAAUUCAGGUGUCAUACGUCAGACGGAUCCUCCUUCUAUUCCUGUAUGUCAGUUGUAUCCUAAAGGAGACUACCCAGUUGGUCAGAUUAUUAAUUAUGAGCCCGGCACUGAUUGUCGUACAGCUAUCAAUCGCACAACAUCAGAAGAGUGCAAAGCUCGUGACAAUGCUCAUAUAGAGAUCUAUCAACAGUUUCGUGAAGGUGCAGAGGUUCAUAGACAAACGAGAAACUAUAUUAAGAAAUGGAUACGUCCGGGUAUUCGUCUCAUCGAUAUGUGUGAAGAACUCGAACGCACUAGCCGUGCACUCAUUUUGGAACGCGGAUUGAAUGCAGGCUUAGCUUUUCCAACAGGUUGUUCAAUUAAUCAUUGUGCAGCUCAUUACACUCCCAAUGGGGGUGAUAAUACAGUUCUAAAUUAUGACGAUGUAUGCAAAAUUGAUUUUGGAGUACAUGUAAAUGGUCGUAUUAUUGAUUGUGCUUUCACACUUCACUUUAAUCCUAAGUUUGAUACUUUGGUAGAGGCUGUUAAGGAUGCAACUAAUACUGGUAUUAAGGCAGCUGGCAUUGACGUACGUUUGUGUGAUGUUGGAGCAGCCAUUCAGGAGACUAUGGAGUCCUAUGAAGUAGAAUUAGAUGGAAAUACUUACCAGGUGAAACCUAUACGUAAUUUGAAUGGUCAUUCUUUGGGGCCAUACCAAAUUCAUGCGGGGAAAACUGUGCCAAUCGUACGUGGAGGGGAGCAAACUCGUAUGGAGGUAUGUCCAUUAAUCAUCUGUGUGAUUCUUACGUUAUUUCGUUUUCAAAAUAAAAUGUUAGCUUAAUAUUACCUUUUUUUGUUACGAUUUUUUUUUGAGGAAAAUGAAUAUUAUGCAAUCGAAACGUUUGGUAGUACAGGAAAAGGUUAUGUUAUUGAUGGAGAUGAAGUUUCGCACUAUAUGAAGAAUUUCGACGUUAGACAUGUUCCUCUGAGGUUGGCGAAAUCGAAACAACUGUUGAAUGUGAUAGACCGUAAUUUCAGUACUCUUGCAUUUUGUCGCCGUUGGUUAGAUCGUUUAGGUGAGACAAAAUAUCUUAUGGCCCUAAAGAACCUAUGUGACGUUGGAAUAGUAGAUCCAUAUCCGCCUCUGUGUGAUCAACGUGGUUGCUACACUGCUCAAUGGGAGCACACGAUUUUGCUAAGGCCAACAUGUAAAGAAGUUGUCUCUCGUGGGGAGGAUUACUAAGUAACUUCCAUGUUUUUCAUUCAGGAUUCACUGUAGACGUUAUAAAUUGUUUCGAUAUUUUGAUAAUAUUUGAAAGAUUUAUUUUCGUUUGAACAUGUGUCCAAGAUACAGUUUGAUAUAGUGUUCCACUAUGUGUCUCAGUCAUUAUUGUUUUAAUUGAUUUCCCAGCGCUAACAAUCCUUCUUAAGGCUCUCUGCUUAUCAAUCUUUAUUUUGACCUCAAUAUCCGUGAGUUUAUAUCUAUAUUGUACACUUUCAUGUUUUUAUAGUAACAACUAGGUUUUGUAAAUUAAGUCACAUCUAAAUAAAGUCCAGUAAUAUAUGAA